AUGGUAGCAGUUACUACACAGGCCGUCAGAUGUUCGCAAGCUCUGGGUGAGGAAGACGAGGACAACACUCAUGAGCGUCUUACGAAUGAACUGUGCGUGCAAGUGGCAGCCACUGUUCUGACGAGUUCCUCUCAGCGUCAGGAAGGACGGCGGUGCUAUCUCUCGUUUCGAACCAUAGUGGAGCCUGUGGGAAUGGGACGCAAGCGGGAAAUGACUGGACCUGGUUAUAUAUCUCCGCUUACCAGUCGGGAGCGUCAUCUAAUGCACCACUCUGCACCUCCUGCUCUCGCCUCCGAUACUCAACCAUCCGGUCAUGGUAUAUCAAAAUCGCCCAGCCAUAAUGAGCAGAAGAUACUUGGUCCCGAUAGCAACCAGACCAGUCCUGGAUACUCGCCGGUCAGGGCGCUCGACCAAACCCUUCGGCACAGCCUCAGAGGGAAAACAGGAAGUGGGCGUGGCACUCCCAGCAAUCCAAUAGUGUCGAAAUAUGAUUUACCGGAGGGCUCUGCAGCGGCCGUUUGCCUGAAGAGAACCAUCUUCAUCUGCUCCAGCAGCUUCUGUUGUUGCUUGAUUAUUGCGAUGCUCGUGGUGUCAGGAAUUUUUAUCGUGCGAAGUGCCAGUCACGCAUGCGACACCAGUUCCUGUAGAGCCUAUGCUGGGCUCCUUAAGCGGUUCGUGGAGAAGAACGCAGACCCUUGCACAAAUUUCUACCAGUUCGUGUGCAGCAGUUGGAGCAGACUAUUCAACAGAUCUGUCAUUUGGGAGCACCACGAACAGUUGAUAUACAGAACUCAGCAAGAUCUUGGUCGCCUUCCCAUCAAAGGACAAAGUGCAGUGGAGAAGGCAGCGAAGUACUACCAGACCUGCACGAAAGCCAGCAGUGAAGCGGUACAGUUCCGAUCAAUGCUAAUAAACGCCAAUAUCACGUGGAUCAACCCGCCUGCCCAGACUGACUUAAUUGAAAUGAUGUCGUAUGCAGCCGUCAACUGGGAUGUCACACCAUUAUUGCAGAUCUCCUUAUCUACAUUACCCAACGGUAGCUCUUUGAUCGAGUUGGCACCCGGACAGUUCAUUUCUGUCUGGGAGCAAACGCGAGCUCAGAUGAUCAAAGAAGAGAGCUACUUCAGCUACUACACCAAGGCUUGGAAGUUUAUGAACGGAUCAACGCCACCAAGAUCCGCAUUUGAUACGUUCAAGGCACGCGAAGAUCGAAUCAUGGAAAGCUUAAGCAGCAAAUUUCAGAGUAACGACACAACCCUUUUGAGUGACAGCGAGUUUCGACAUAAAAAAGAGGCACACCGUUGGAAAAAACUCUUCCAAGACGUCCUUCGCAUCUCACCAAGAGAGCCCACCGUGAUCGCCGUCCGUCCAGCGACGUUUUUUGAACAACUGGAGUUCAUCAGGGCUGCUGAAGGUGAACGCCAAAUGGUAAAGUUCUUCAGCUGGGGUGUGUUCUUCAUGUUGGGUCAACUGUUCCUGCCGGACAUGACGUCCAUAGCGUAUAAAUCAGCUGAAAAACGAAAAGAAACACUCAACUACCGCUGCCUUCUUCACGUGGAGAAGUACAUGAGCUUGGCCGUUGCCAUUCCAAUACUGCGAGAGAAGGUUCCCCGAGAUUCGUUUCAAAACAUCAAGACAAUUUUCAAAGGAAUUUAUCGACGUUUACAGGAGCACAUGGUAUUUAAUAGCAAUGCCGACUUCGAAGCAUACAUGGAGGACAGGCUCUCUAGCGACAUCUUCUCCGGAUACGAUAACAGUCCGAGCCAAAUUGAGGAAUAUUACUCGCAGUAUUCAGAGAUCGGGAGUUCGUUCUUGGUUAAUAUGUUGAAUAGCAUCGCAGCUUGGAGAAACCGCACAUCAAACGAAUACAGUACCACCUACUUGGACAGCACCAAAUGUUACACCCCCUUCCGAACUGUAACCAACGUCACAACCAUCUGUCCUCCUUUGAUGACAUUGCCUUUUUAUUCAUUCACUUCCGUACCUGCAAUCCGUAUUGGUGGCUUGGGAUCUCUUGUCUUGGCAUCCAUAAUGGAGGAUCUGUUCUUCAAUGCGGCUCAGCGUUUGACACCGCAAAUUCACAAACGACUGACAGACAGCAAGCAAUGCCUGCAAGAAACGACAAGUGGUCUUGAAGGCCUAUCCGAUCAUACAAUCCAUAACUCCCUGGCUGGAAAUAUAUUGUAUAGAGCUUACGACAGUAUCGUGGAGGAAGAAAAAAGAGUUGGGCGUAACGUGAAACCUGAGACUGAAGAAACUGUGUAUGGCGUCACUUAUAAUGCGAGACAGUUGCUGUUCAUCGCAUCAUGUAUCAUUCGUUGUGGUGGUACCACCAGCGAGGAUGUCUGCAAUGCCCCGGUACAGAACAAUGCGUACUUUGCUGAUGUCUUCAGCUGUUCCACGUCAAAGCCAAUGAACCCAAGGAAGAAAUGUAAUAUGUUUUAACUCUACUCAUAUUAUAUAUUUAUAUACUCAU
This is a messenger RNA of Ornithodoros turicata, 2476 nucleotides long. Its product is annotated as neprilysin-1-like. Bases 1 to 2445 code for a protein of 814 amino acids. Gene Ontology annotation, biological process: protein processing. Gene Ontology annotation, molecular function: metalloendopeptidase activity. The transcript has 3 exons. Lineage: Eukaryota; Metazoa; Arthropoda; Arachnida; Ixodida; Argasidae. Gene Ontology annotation, cellular component: plasma membrane. The record is from RefSeq and is a predicted model, not a curated record.